Molecule: messenger RNA, 397 nt
Organism: Branchiostoma belcheri (Belcher's lancelet)
Lineage: Eukaryota; Metazoa; Chordata; Leptocardii; Amphioxiformes; Branchiostomatidae
Exons: 2
Coding region: 36-341 (101 amino acids)
Source: RefSeq, a predicted model, not a curated record
CUAUUCAACAGUCAGUUGACCAGGAACAGGAAGAGAUGGGGAAGGUCACAAGGAUGGAGCAACUGUUGGCCAAUGACCUGUCAAUCAUCCUGACACGUCACGAGAACCUGACCAAUCAGAUGAGCCAGCAGUUGAUGAACCAGGAGGCAAUGAUGAAGAAGCUGUCAGACAUCCUGACGUCCCAGGAGAACAUCACCGGUGGGUGGAGCCAGCUGAUGGAAAAGAUGUCAGCCAUCGGUGGUGGGAGCGAUGAGGAGCAUAUUAAAAAGCUGUCCUCCUCAAUCGUACGUGAGGUCAUGCAACAGUUCAUUGCCAGGAGGAAGCACAUGUGGUUUGGUUAAGAAUCAAGUCAUUUGGAGAGAAUAUGUUUUAAUUCACAUUUCAAUUUCUUGUCAUA